AUGGGGACAACAAGCGAUGAGCUGGUUUCUGUGGAGCAGCCCUCCUCCUUAAACCCGCUGUGUUUUGAGUGCGGCCAGCAGCACUGGACAAAAGAGAACCACUUAUACAACUACCAGAAUGAAGUGGAUGAUGAUCUCGUCUGCCACAUCUGCCUUCAGCCUCUACUGCAGCCCCUGGAUACACCCUGUGGUCACACCUUCUGCUACAAGUGCCUCAGAAACUUUUUACAGGAGAAGGACUUUUGUCCCCUAGACCGCACAAGACUUCACUUUAAGCUGUGUAAGAAAUCUAGCAUUCUUGUCCAUAAACUUCUAGACAAAUUACUAGUUCUGUGCCCGUUUUCGUCAGCAUGCCAAGACGUCAUGCAGCGCUGUGACCUAGAGGCACAUCUGAAAAACAGGUGUCCUGGAGCUUCUCAUCGGAGAGUUGCCCUAGAGAAAAGGAAAACUAGUAAAACACAGACAGAGAUUGAGAGUGAAAAUGGACCUACCAUCUUGGACCCUCCAGGAACUGUGUCACCAGAGGCCGACUGUUUGGGGCCAGGAACUGUGCCAGCAGAGCGUAACCUGACGCCCGAGACUCUCGCUGCCUGGACGGAGGAGCCUGGCUUCGACAACCCUGCCUUUGAGGAGGGCACUGCAGCUGAUACUGUACAACAGCCAUUACCAGAAGGAGAAAUCACCACAAUUGAAAUCCACCGGUCUAACCCCUAUAUUCAGUUAGGAAUUAGCAUUGUGGGUGGCAAUGAAACACCACUGAUUAACAUUGUCAUCCAGGAAGUGUACCGAGAUGGAGUGAUCGCCAGAGAUGGAAGACUGCUCGCUGGAGACCAGAUCCUUCAGGUCAACAGCUUUGAUAUCAGUAACGUGUCACAUAACUACGCCAGAGCUGUGCUGUCCCAGCCCUGCAGCGCACUGCACCUCACGGUGCUUCGGGAGCGACGCUUUGGCACCCGCGCCUCUGGCCACUCAGACAGUAGCUCCCCCCGGGAGGAGCUCUUCCACGUGAUUCUCCUGAAGCGGGACUCCAGUGAGCAGCUGGGCAUUAAAUUAGUGCGAAGGACGGACGAGCCCGGGGUCUUUAUCCUCGACCUGCUGGAAGGGGGCCUGGCUGCCCAGGAUGGACGGCUCAGCAGCAACGACAGAGUGCUUGCCAUCAACGGGCACGACCUAAAGCAUGGGACGCCGGAGCUCGCCGCCCAGAUCAUCCAGGCGAGUGGGGAGAGAGUGAACUUGACAGUUGCCAGGCCAGGAAAGCCACAGCCUUUUAACACAACCCGGGAUCGAGAGGCGGGGACUCCGAGCAUCAGCAGCCAGCAGCACUCUCAACAGCUGUAUCCUGUUAGACCCAGCUCACAUAAGGAUCUUACCCAGUGUGUUACAUGCCAAGAAAAACACAUUACUGUAAAGAAGGAGCCCCAUGAGUCCCUUGGAAUGACGGUAGCUGGGGGCCGAGGCAGUAAGAGUGGUGAGCUGCCCAUCUUUGUGACCAGCGUGCCCCCGCAUGGCUGUCUUGCACGAGAUGGCCGAAUCAAGCGCGGUGAUGUGUUGCUGAAUAUCAAUGGCAUUGACUUGACCAACUUGAGUCACAGCGAGGCUGUUGCAAUGCUGAAGGCCAGCGCCGCCUCCCCAGCAGUUGUUCUCAAAGCCCUGGAGGUCCAGGUCGUUGAGGAGCCCGCACAGACCCCUGGGGAGCAGCCCAGCACCUUCAGUGAGAACGAGUACGACGCCAGCUGGUCCCCGUCCUGGGUCAUGUGGCUCGGGCUUCCAAGUGCCCUUCAUAGCUGCCAUGAUAUAGUCUUACGAAGAAGCCACCUGGGAAGCUGGGGUUUUAGUAUUGUUGGUGGAUAUGAGGAGAAUCACACCAAUCAGCCUUUCUUCAUUAAGACGAUUGUCCUGGGAACACCUGCUUACUAUGACGGAAGACUGAAGUGUGGAGACAUGAUUGUAGCCGUGAAUGGCCUGUCGACAGUGGGCAUGAGCCACUCAGCACUGGUACCCAUGCUGAAAGAGCAGAGGAACAAAGUCACACUAACAGUUAUCUGUUGGCCUGGAAGCCUCGUAUAG
Molecule: messenger RNA, 2067 nt
Organism: Elephantulus edwardii (Cape elephant shrew)
Lineage: Eukaryota; Metazoa; Chordata; Mammalia; Macroscelidea; Macroscelididae
Gene: LNX2
Product: ligand of numb-protein X 2
Exons: 9
Coding region: 1-2067 (688 amino acids)
Molecular function (GO): protein binding; ubiquitin-protein transferase activity
Source: RefSeq, a predicted model, not a curated record